GGCACAAGUCAGACGUCUUUUGAAGAAUCAGUUUUCUAACGGCACCUGUUUUUUGUUGUUGUUUUUAGCAGAGUUAUCCAUGGAUCUUUCGGUCAAAUUCCUCUGGUUAUGGAUGAUAAUUAUUAUAAUUUUUGCGUGGUGUUUGAUCAGCCUGAUCUUCGUCUUGAUCAACAAGUGCAUUUCAAAGUCAGAAGGAAAACUCCGAAUCGCACAGAGAGCGUCUGCUGGCUUCUCCGCCAAGAGCAAUCAAUACCAAGGCAGCAAGUUUGCAUCAGAGACCCCGCCUUUACCUCCUCGGACACAGUUUCUUCUUGCAGAGGCCCAAAGCUAUGAGAACAUGGCUGAGGAGCACGAGCAGGACGUCGCAGACUAUGAGCAGGCCACCCCAAACUACGAGCAGGACAUCCAAGACAACGAGCAGGAUGUCCCGGACUACGAGGACAUCCCGGACUACGUGCAGGACGUCCCAGACAGGGUGCAGGCCGCCCCAGACUAUGAGCAGGAUGUCCCGGACUACGAGGACAUCCCAGACAACGUGCAGGCCGCCCCAGAUUACGGGCAGGACGUCCCGGACUACGAGCAGGACGUCCCGGACUACGAGGACAUCCCAGACAACGUGCAGGCCACCCCAGAUUACGAGCAGGAAGUCCCAGGCUACAAGCAGGACGUCCAGUCCGACUACCUGAAGGUGGUGGAUGAGGACGAGCCUCUCUCUCGGAUUCCACAGAACCCGGAUCUCGAUCCAGCAGCGGACAGCUUCUCCGAAGAGGACUACGACGACAUCGGGGGUGAAGAUGAAACCGAGGAGGACGAUGACUACGACGAUUUGGGUUAGGACCAUGAGAGGAGUGGAGCGAGAUCAUUCAAGUAAAGACGCUUUCAACCCUCUGGAUCAGGGAUCAGAAUGAAGUCCCUGGUAGGUUUUGAUGUGUUUCAUGAGUAAAAUCGGGGUUAUAUGUAUUAAAUGGGUAGUUUAAGGACAAAGAAGAGGCAAAACACACAAGUGGAAUUUAAACAAAAGGUUUGAGUUUUUCAACAUUAAGUUAUUUAAGAGGUCUUUCCAAAAACAAUCCACGAGCAGUUAUUACUAUUAUAGUUACAUAGUUUCAAUAUUUCUUCAUUAUUGACAACAUGCGUGACUCAUUCUCCAGGCAAAGGCGGUGUUUUCCAGUGUGAUCAACAUGAUUACUUCAUAUUCUGUGAGAACAGAAUACUCGAAUCUCCACAAAAAACAAACUGCCCCUUCAGCUUUGUGACGAGGCAUUUUCCAGCUGAUCCAAGAGGCUUUU
Messenger RNA from Pungitius pungitius (ninespine stickleback), 1289 nucleotides. Its product is annotated as probable DNA-directed RNA polymerase subunit delta. Lineage: Eukaryota; Metazoa; Chordata; Actinopteri; Perciformes; Gasterosteidae. The record is from RefSeq and is a predicted model, not a curated record. The transcript has 4 exons. Bases 80 to 835 code for a protein of 251 amino acids.